This is a messenger RNA of Rhodotorula toruloides NP11, 1725 nucleotides long. RefSeq names its product transmembrane receptor. The record is from RefSeq and is a predicted model, not a curated record. The coding region runs from base 1 to 1725 and encodes 574 amino acids. The transcript has 7 exons. Gene Ontology annotation, biological process: retrograde transport, endosome to Golgi. NCBI's taxonomy places the organism in Eukaryota, Fungi, Basidiomycota, Microbotryomycetes, Sporidiobolales, Sporidiobolaceae. Gene Ontology annotation, cellular component: Golgi apparatus; membrane.
AUGCGGUCGGCGCUUGUGCUGCUGGGAUUGCUGGCGAGAUGCGUAGCAGGCUAUCAGGUGCUCGUGACGGAUCAGGACGAGGUCCGGCAGGUCUGCAGCGGGAUGUGGGGCAAGGGAGCGCAGGAUCCGUUCAUCGAGGUCCUGUUUUCGCCGUCCUCCCGAGGUCAGGCAGCCCUUGUUGUGUACGAGUGGCAGGAUGCGAAGUACUUGGGCGUCGGGGCAGACGGGCAGCAAGGUGAUAACGACUGGUCCGAAGAUCGGGUAUACAUCUGCACCGUCGACGCACAGCAGAAAGGGCUAUGCACGACCGAUCAGCUUGGCCAGUUCAUCACCUCGGCCUCUACACCCGCCGAAUCUUCCAUCUACACCUCGCCAGUCCGCUUCGAUUCCUCCUCGGCCGGCGACGCGCCUACGACGAACUCGGGUCGAGGGCCAUAUCGUUACGAGGUCUCGAAGACCGGGUACUACUGCGUCGGCAUCGUCCCCGUCGCGCUCGAAGGCGCGAAGAACAACUCGACUUUCAUGAGCGUCGUCGACUUCGAGAACGUCUUCAAGGGCCAUCUGCCGGCGAGCGAGUAUCCCAAGGUCGCUUUCUACCGGAUCCUGUUCCUCGUCUACCUCGGCUUCGGCGCCUUCUGGGCGAUGCUGAGCUGGACCUACCGCCGCGACCUCCUGCCGCUCCAGAAGUACAUCACGGCGACGGUCGCCUUCCUCGUCGUCGAGCAGAUGUUCGUCUGGCUCUACUACCGCUUCCUAAACAACUGGGGCCACCCGGGCGUCGCCGGUGCAUACCUUUUCACCAUCGCGGCGCUCAACGCGGCGAGGAAUAGCGUCGGCCUGUACCUGCUCUGCCUCGCAAGCAUGGGCUUGUCGAUUGUCCGCCCCUCGCUCGGCGGAGUCCUCGCGCGCGUCCGCCUCCUUGCGCUGUUCCACUUCAUCUUCGGCCUUUUCUACUCGAUCGGGACCGUGACGAUCCCCCUCGAAGCAGCCGGCUUCUUCGUCCUCUUCUUCGUCGUCCCGCUCUCCAUCUCCCUCACAUGCUUCCUCCUCUGGAUCAUGUACUCGCUCAACUCGACCAUUUCGGACCUCGGCGCGCGGCGGCAGACUUACAAGCGAAAGAUGUUCCGCCGACUCUACGCCAUCCUCCUCGGCGCCUGCAACUUCAUCGCGCUUUUCUACAUCGCGUCAAGCAUCACCUUCUCGACCCGCCUCGACCCCGGCUUCCCAGCCAAGACGUGGAAGUGGCGCUGGCUCCUGAUCGACGGCUGGCUUUCAAUCCUCUAUGCCGCCGUCUUCUUCGCCAUCGCCUUCCUCUGGCGACCGAGCGGGACGAACCGCCGACUCGCGCUGAGCGACGAGUUGCCCAUGAGCGAGAACGAGGCGGACAUGUACGAUGUCGAUUCGAUGCUGCCUGAGGAGGACCGCGAGGACGCCGGCGAGCUCAAGGGCGAGACGUACCCCUUGACUCGGGUGUCGGGCGACGGAAGGCGCGAGCAUGUCGUCUUCGAUGUCGGGAGCGAGGAGGAGGGCGAGGAAGACGACGAGGAGACGCCGCUCGGGCACGGGAGGAACGGCAAGUCGAGCUUUGAGCGGAGGGCGAGGCGGACCAGCAGCAGUACGGAUGGACGGAGCGAUGGCGAGGACGGGUUCGACAUUACGCGGCAGCACCAGGCCAAGAAGGAGGAGGAGGAGCCUCCUGAGUACGAGCCGUACAAGGACGACUAG